Molecule: messenger RNA, 549 nt
Organism: Rhizophagus irregularis DAOM 181602=DAOM 197198
Lineage: Eukaryota; Fungi; Glomeromycota; Glomeromycetes; Glomerales; Glomeraceae
Source: RefSeq, a predicted model, not a curated record
UUUUCAAAAUCAUGAAAAAUUCUAAUUCUAUCUUAAUUCUUGUUCUUGGCGUUUUGAUAAUUGGUAAUUUCUCCUCUGCUGCUAAUAAUCGUUUAAAAUGGAGAAGAGCCGUUUGCGAUGGAUUUACUCAAAAUUGUGGUACCAUUUGUUGUGGUAUGGGCCAAACUUGUUGCGAUACUACUUGUUGUGGUCCAACAGAAGAAUGCUGUGGCAGCGUUUGCUGUGGUUCGACCGAAACUUGCUGCGGCGGCAUAUGCUGUUCAAUGUUCCAAGAGUGCGGUCCUAAAUUUAUAUGUCAAUGAAAGUUUUUUAUUAGAUUUGAAACGAAAUCUGUGAUGAAUAUAUUAUGUGUAUUAUGUAUGCAAUACAAAUUGAAUUAAUAUAUCGUAGUAAUGAAUUGCCGUAUUUCAUAAAUACGUGUGUAAUUUUUAAUCAAAAGUGAAUGUGUUUAGAAAUAAAGAAAUAUUUUUUUAUGGGGUUUUUAUCACUAUGAUAAAUCGCGUCAGGUAAUUUCGAAACUUGCUAUGGUAAUCAAUGCUGUUCAGGCAU